Molecule: messenger RNA, 12623 nt
Organism: Lymnaea stagnalis (great pond snail)
Lineage: Eukaryota; Metazoa; Mollusca; Gastropoda; Lymnaeidae
Source: the annotation of a GenBank genome assembly
GUUGAUACAAAGACAUUCUACUUUCAAUUUCUAGAGUGUGUCUCCCCGCUCCUCCCCCAUACACUCAAGUACAACGUCAGAAUAGAAGCUUGUUGAGAGUUUCUGUACUGAAAUUGAAUGACCGGGGGGCAGUCUUUCAAAACUUUAAAUAGUUUAUGUCACGGAUGUAACAAAAGUCUAUAAAAGGGACCUUUUUAAAAAAAUAUAAUUUAUUUUCCAAACGUCCUUGAACAGCACACUACCCAAGAUAAGAUUCAUUUCUUAACCGAAUUUUUUAUUUCGCUGUGCUUUUUUAUUUAAUGUUUCAAGCUAUAUGUUCGAUGUUUGUUUAGGAGGACAUAUUACUCUAAGGUAACUAAGGUAGGUGCUCUCACGUGAAUGAUCGCACAUAAGAUUGGUUGUGAGUUGUGAGUGGUUUUGGUGUGCCUUUGUUUUAUCUUCUACUGAUGCUGUUAUUGGUUAACGUGUGAGUUGUGAGUGGUUUUGGUGUGCCUUUGUUUUAUCUUCUACUGAUGCUGUUAUUGGUUAACGUGUGAGUUGUGAGUGGUUUUGGUGUGCCUUUGUUUUAUCUUCUACUGAUGCUGUUAUUGGUUAACGUGUGAGUUGUGAGUGGUUUUGGCGUGCCUUUGUUUUAUCUUCUACUGAUGCUGUUAUUGGUUAACGUGUGAGGUGUGAGUGGUUUUGGCGUGCCUUUGUUUUAUCUUCUACUGAUGCUGUUAUUGGUUAACGUGUGAGUUGUGAGUGGUUUUGGCGUGCCUUUGUUUUAUCUUCUACUGAUGCUGUUAUUGGUUAACGUGUGAGAUGUGGGUGUUUGGUGGUUUAUGAGAUAACGGCUGUGUGAGCGAACAUAAAUUCAACUUUUUCAGUUUCAAAUUUAAAAAAAAAAUGAGUUUCAUAACCUUAAGUUCUAAACUUGUCCACAUUUAAUGAUGGCUGACGUGUUACAAAAGAAAGAAAAAUAUAGGAACAUUGCAAUUUGUAAAUAUUUAAAUAUUAUAAGUGUAUUUUGAUUAUACCGUAUUUAUUGGCGUCUAACACGCUCUUUUUCUCCCCGAAAAUAGGGGGCAAAUCAUGUGUGCGUGUUAUACGCUGAUAUAAUGUUUAGUUUAUUUUCUUCUGAAAUUUCCUUCUUAAAUUGAGGUGCGUAUUAUACGCCAAUAAAUACGGUACUUAAAAUGUUCUAAGAUGCAUGUAACUAUGAAGAUCAUGCAGUAAGUGACAGUCGGUAACAUGGUAUAGUGACAUCACAUAAAAUCGAAUAGUGACAGUCAGUAGCAUCGUGUAGUGACAGUCGGUAGCAUCGUGUAGGGACAGUCGGUAACAUCGCAUUGUGACAUCACGUAACAUCGUAUAGUGACAGUCGGUAACAUCGUAUCUCAUUCACUGACAAACUUGUUGACAUUUAUCUCAUUCACCGACAAACUUGUUGACAUUUAUCUCAUUCACUGACAAACGUGUUCAAUAUUAUCUCAUUCACUGGCAAACUUGUUAACAUUUAUCUCAUUCACUGACAAACUUUUUCACAUCAAUCUCAUUCACUGACAAACUUGUUGACAUUUAUCUCAUUCACUGACAAACUAGUUGACAUUGAUCUCAUUCACUGACAAAUUUGUUGACAUUGUUCUAAUUCAUUGACAAACUUGUUGAUAUUGAUCUCAUUCACUGACAAACUUUUUGACAUUUAUCUCAUUCACUGACAAACUUGUUGACAUUUAUCUCAUUCACUGACAAACUUUUUCACAUCUAUCUCAUUCACUGGCAAACUUGUUGACAUUUUUCUAAUUCACUGGCAAACUUGUUGACAUUGAUCUCAUUCACCAACAAACUUGUUGACAUUUUUCUCAUUCACUGGCAAACUUGUUCAAUAUUAUCUCAUUCACUGGCAAACUUGUUGACAUUGAUCUCAUUCACCAACAAACUUGUUGACAUUUUUCUCAUUCACUGGCAAACUUGUUCACAUCUAUCUCAUUCACUGGCAAACUUGUUGACAUUGAUCUCAUUCACCAACAAACUUGUUGACAUUUUUCUCAUUCACUGGCAAACUUGUUCACAUCUAUCUCAUUCACUGGCAAACUUGUUGACAUUGAUCUCAUUCACCAACAAACUUUUUGACAUUUUUCUCAUUCACUUGCAAACUUGUUCACAUCUAUCUCAUUCACUGGCAAACUUGUUGACAUCUAUCUCAUUCACUGACAAACUUGCUGACUUAUAAGUGGUUAAAUAAAUCCAUGAACCUUCAAAGUGAUUCUGUGACGUUGACAAAUUGAAGUCUCCGGCUCUUCCACAGAAUGGAAAUCUCCAGCCUUGUGCUCAUGGUCUUAGCUGUUAUCGCAAGCACUGGUAAGUAGUUUUAAUAAUUAAAAAAUGCCUAUUAAACAUAAUGAUACAUAAAGAUUAAUUCAAUUGUGUUGAGUAAUGUCAAAUCUCUUAAAGAAUAUGCGUGAACUGAUCAAUUUUUCUUUAUAAACAUAUUUUUUAAUAUAACACAAUAUCGUGUGUUUUAUCCCACUAGACCAGUGGAUCUCAAACAUUUUCAGGUCAACGCUCCCUUAAGGCCAAAAAAUCACGCUGAGCGCCACCCUCUGUCUAUCCACCCUCUGUCCAAUCCACCCUUUCAGCCAUAUCCAAGUGAAAAUAUUGGACGGCCCACUAUUGUGGAUACAUGAACUUUUCAAAAUAAAAUAACUAUUUAACAAGAGUUUUAAUAUCUACGGUGAUUCCGGGCCAAUUAUUCUUAAAGCUCGAGAUGGGCUUGAUAAAGUGAUGGCAGUUUUCCACUGCCUGGCUUUAAGUCUCUUAGCAAAGUCUUCUUUGACUGAGUUCAUAUUUUCAUGCGAUUUCACUGGAACACCGCACACAUUACCGUGUUGGAGAAUGAAACAGGGAGUCGUUUAACAAACUUUCGAUGUGUAGAAUAUGAUAGAAACUGUCAUACUUUAACCAAAAACGUUGGUAGCAUUUCUUAAACAAACUUCUGGUGACAAUCGUGCAUCUUCCUUUUCUCCAACAGCUCAAAAAUCUGACUAGCCUUUCAGCUCCCACUGGGCUCUCCAAAAGCGCCCCCCCCCCCGGGGCGGUACCACCCAUUUUAAGAACCAUUGAGGGUUUAUAAAUCAAUAAUUGGUCUCACUGUUGUAUUUCAUCUGACGAUUUGUAAAUAAAUCAUUAGUCUAACCAUUUCAUUCCAUCAGGUGGGCUGAGAAGCGGUCUUUAUUUCACUAAUUACUCUCAUUCUUUUAUUAUUCAAGACGGUUUCAGAAGUGUUUGUUACUACACCAACUGGUCUCAGUACCGACAAGGCAAGGGCAAAUUCGUGCCAGAAAAUGUGGACCCUACCUUGUGCACCCAUCUCAUCUACGCCUUUGGCAAGCCCGAGGGGACAGACAUCUUGCCCUUUGAGUGGAACGAUGACUCUACACCCUGGAGCAAAGGAAUGUAAGAGUUUGAAAACGUGUCUUUUUGUCUCCGUACUUAGCACUUGUUUCAACACAGCUAGCCAUUGUUUCAACACUUGUUUUUUUUAGUGUUCGUUUAAUUUUAAAAACUUAAACUCUUGAAAUAUUUCAUAAAUAAUGCUGGACACUCAAAAUUGUGUGAGUAUAUGUGUGUGUGUGUGAGUGUGUGUGUGUGUGUGCUUGCGUGCUGUGUUCUCAUCAUAUUGGAUACAAUAUCUUGUAAAUAGAUUAUCUUAGUAGGAGUUAGUGAAGAGGUUAGAGGUUACAAGAGGAACAAACAAAGUUUGAAUACAAUUUCGAAGUGAACCAAUCAAGAGUGAUAUCAAAGCUAGUCGCGCUGAUGGCAAAAGACUUGUACAAAAUCCAUGUUAUUCCAGCAUAAUUUCAACUUCUGCGAUCAGCAGUUAUAGACUUUGGGGUCAGCAAGUUAUCAACUUUAGGGUCAGCGGUAUCAUCUAUAGGGUCAGCAAGCAUCAACUUUUGGGGUCAGCAGCUAUUAACUUUAAGGGGCAGCAGUUAUCAGCUUUAGGGUCAGAAGUUAUCAACUUUGGGGUCAAGGUCGUGUACCACCCGGGCCUACAUCGUAUGUUUCCCGGAAUUCCAAACCAAGGUCACCGGUUUCAAUGAUGAAUGCAUGUGAAAUUUAUGAAACAAGCAACGAAUUCAGCGUCACCUGCAAAUUUCUCUAACCUAUUUUGAACACAUCGUGAAUUUAGCAGCGUGCACCCCUUCCCCACCCCCACCCCCCCUAAAAAGCGGUUACCAAAUCUAAAUGAUCACUAACUAAGCCUAUAUUGUCAUUAAAGGAGUUCAUUGAUGGCUGAGUGCUACGCUACCGGAAUACUUUAGAUGCCUUGUGUUUAAAUUGUUAUAAUUGUGAAAAUCUUUUCUUAGAACAAAUUUGUAUUUAUUUAUGUUCUGAAAAGGAAUAUGUACAAUGUUAUAAAAAAAUAAUAAUAAAUCUAUUUAUUUGGAUAAAUAGAGAGUCUUAUCUUAUCUUAUUAGGUAUGAAAGAGCAACGGAUCUCAAACAGAGAAACCCUAACCUCAAAGUUCUCCUAGCCAUUGGAGGGUACAACAUGGCGUCGGAGCCGUUCACCACUUUCGUUGGAAGCGCCGCCAAGCGGACGGCAUUCGUCCAGUCGGCCAUUUCCUUUCUGCGUGCCAGGAACUUUGACGGCCUUGACAUGGACUGGGAGUACCCUGGUCAAAGGGGUAGCCCGCCUGAAGACAAACACAACUUAGUCCUUCUAAUCCAGGUACAGACUGUCAUCCACUGAAAGAAGUUCAAUGACAACAUUGAAUUCACGAUCGCAUAUCGUCAUGCCAGUUUUAUAUUAAAGAAACGUUGGGGGUUUUGGGGGUUUUGGGGGUCGGGGGUUGAACGUAGAUAAUUAUAUAAUUAUAAGGAAAUGUUGAAUUAUAGAUCUCAAAAUUCAUUGGAUAGUCGAUCUCUUCAUUCUUCAUUCGUGUAAUUCUUUCUUUCAUUUUGGAUGAGUCCACACUGACUAGACGCUGUAUUUUUAUCAUGUUGCUGCGUUAUUUAUUUUCUUUCCACAGCCUCCGAACCUACAUUUCAGUUGGUUUGUUAUUUCACCUAUUUCAUUUACCUGCUAAAGUAUAGCUUUUAAAAAGAUUUCAAUGAAUAUUUUACAUUUGCUGAUGAUGCAAAUAAAUCUUAAAUAAAAAAAGAAUUAGCAGAGGAGCCGCCUUCGACUGUAUCUACUCUCAUUGAUGUCACAGUAGUGUUUGGUGAUGCAAAUAAAUCUUAAAUAAAAAAAGAAUUAGCAGAGGAGCCGCCUUCGACUGUAUCUACUCUCAUUGAUGUCACAGUAGUGUUUGGUGAUUUAUGUACGGUGUGACGAAUUUUACUUUUCAUUCGACACAGAUGUGACUAGUUUGGAAAAAAAAAAGACUGCCUAACGCCGUUCUAGGAAUGAUUAUUCAAUAAUGAUUGUUUCACAACGUAUCACACGUCCAGUAAAUUAACACACAGCACAAUGUUCUCAUGUAUUGAGCAAAGCUGUCGCUGGCACCGCGCGCACCUUGCAUUCACCGUGCAUGACCGACCUAGCCGCAGCGCUACAUCAUGAUUUUUGAACAAUUUGUAUCGCUCAUGCUCAUGUUAGAUUAAAGGCGAACCAUGUUCUCCAGAUCCGGGGGCAUUUCCAACGGCAAGAAAUGUGUCUAUUCCACCCAGACAAGUCCAAGAAAACAUCUAUCAAAAAGCAUUUAAGAAAUCCUUCAUAAUUACCAACAUCUCACCAGUAACAUCCAAUUACUUCAAAAAUAAAAACUGGAAAAAAUUUUUUUUGAAAAUUUCAUGAAUAUUUAAAUUAUGUGUUUGAAAAGUAUGUAACCGGUGUCUAAGCCAGCACUUAAACAGUUUUUUUUUUUUACCUCAAGAAUUCCUUCAAGAAAUUGUUUUGUUCAUGUUUUAGAGUCAGGGGCAUUGGGUGUACAUUGAGUGCUCAUCCUGUUGGAGAAUCUAAAUAAUCAAAUUUCUAUAUAACCUCCCUCACAUAAUCUUACACGUAUAAUCUGAUUCACAUAAUCUCGCUUACAUAAUCUUACACACAUAAUUUGACUCACAUAACCAUAAUUUAUUACCCUCCCCCGGUCCAAUUUUUCCAGGAAAUGUGGAACAGUUUCCAUUUGGAAUCUCUCAACAGCCAAAAACCACGUCUGCUUCUGACCGGCGCACUUCCGGCAGGGAAGGAGAGUAUCGACGCCGGCUAUGACAUCCCCGCCAUCAUGCCGUGAGUUUUGGGCUUAGCAAACACGUACUUGACAAAAUUCAAAUGUAGCCGAUAAUCUGAAUUUAACACGUCCAAUGUGAUUCUGUUAUGUAUGAUGGUAAAAUAUUAGCUUUUUUUUAUAUAAACUUUCAUUGUGUGUGUCAACCUGAGACGUCAUUUUACCGUGGUUGCAUUUCCUUGUGCUCUGACAGGUUCAUGGACUUCAUCAGUUUGAUGACGUACGAUUUUCACGGCAGCUGGGAACCCUACACGGGCAUGAACAGUCCGCUGUUCGCCCACGAGACGGAUGUUGGGAACGACACCUACCUGAAUCUGGUGUGUUUUGUGUUGGUCUCUUGAGGAUUGUUUAAAACCUGAUGUGAUGUUUGACACGUACUCAUGAUCUAUGUCAAUUCUUUGAAAACUGACCGAAAAAAUCGUUGCAUGGUUCCUUUGCAGGAUUGGGCCGCCCAGUACUACGUGACGUUAGGGGCACCUAGAGAUAAGAUCAACAUCGGUAUAGCCACCUACGGCAGGUCAUUCCUCCUGGACAGCUUAACGAAUAAAGGGGUCAGGGCCCCUGCCUCUAAGCCAGGUGACGCCGGCACUUACACCAUGGAAAAAGGUUUUGUCUCGUACUACGAGGUGAGUCUCCUUAAGAAGGAAACAGUAGAACAGCGUAUGUCAAAGCUUCAAAUGUCGAUUCAUAUGAAGCAUAAUUUGUAUUUUUUUUCUUACACACAAAGUGAGGACUAAAUAGUUUGAUGUAAUUCACCAAGUUUUCGAAUUCAAUUUUUUUUUUAAAUAAUAUAUUUUAAAAUCUCACACUUUCAUGGAAUAGAUCAAAUGUAGGUCACUUCAAUCAACCAGUGAAUAUUUUCAGAUUGCAUUGCUGGACUGGGGAAAAAGAAACAUCUCAAACAACAUAACAAAUCCAAGUAUAUUUCUUUCACAGACAGUCAUUUGAACAGCAUGUAACAUAACUCAAGCUGCGCAGCAUUGAGCACAUCUUGUGUUGUAGUUAUGCCCCCUUCUGAUCUCAACCAUGUUGUUGAACCAUGUCCUCAGGUGUGUGAUUUAAUGAAGUCGGGGGCCCAGGUGUUUGAUGUUAAAUCCCAGAGGAACCGUUACCUGCUCAAAGGCAACUUUUGGGUCGGCUACGACGAUAUUCAAAGUGUGACGGAAAAGGUAUUUAUUUCAUUAAUAAAACUAAACACUUCGACAGAGAAAACAAAAAUAUGUUUUAAAACUUACUAAAGGCAAUGAAGUGAAAGUCAAGCAAUAUAUCAUGUCUUUCUAUUUCAAUUGCUCUUCUAUUUCCAUUGCCCUUCUAUUUCCAUUGCUCUUCUAUUUCCAUUGCCCUUCUAUUUCCAUUGCUCUUCCAUUUCCAUUGCUCUUCCAUUUCAAUUCUUCUUCUACUUCCAUGUAUCUCACCAGCGUUUUUGAAAGCUGCUAAUGAACGUGUAUCUCGGAAAUUGGUGACCUUUUAUCAGCAUUAUUUAGAGUCCGUGUGGUUUUAAUCUUCUGGGCCCCUUCCGUUACUUGGUUCGUUGCUACUCUUUUGCGCAAUAUACUUCAGCUCUACGAAUAUCUCAUUCAUAGUGUUUGAAUCCAAACUUUCGCCUUCGUCUCCUCAGGCUUGCUACACCAAACAGAACAGGUUUGGCGGGGUCAUGUUCUGGGCCCUUGACCUCGACGAUUUCAACGGGAAUACGUGUGACCAGGGCAGAUACCCAUUAAUGAACGCCGCCCUCAAAGAAAUGGGUGACCCGUCCACGGCCAGAUGCCCAGUGUAAGUCAUCACGCAAGAUAUAAUCAUGAUAGUUUCAGUGUGCCGUCUCGGAUUAGAGGGCCCCUUAUACCGGUGCCGACAAGGAGGGUUAAUCAAAGGUUUGACAUGGUCUCUUUUCCGAUUUUGACUCCGCCAUUUAAUCGCCACUAUUUCAUCGCCGGAAUUUCAUCGCCGCCAUAUCUUGCCGCCAUUUCAUCGCUGCCAUAUCUUGCCGCCAUUUCAUUGCCACCAUUUCAUUGCCACCAUUUCAUUGCCACCAUUUCAUUGCCACCAUUUCAUUGCCACUAUUUCAUCGCAAGCAUUUCAUCUCCGCCAUUUCGCCGACGUAGAUGAAGAAAAUCUUCAAAUGUUGAAGCUUCACUAGCAACUGUACCCUUGCUGCACUACCAGAGUUAGAGAUCUGUUUAAUGUUACCUCUAAAAGAAAAAAACAACAAAAAACCAAAUAGUUUCGAUUUUAAAAUAUCAAGAGUGUAGGAGGUUGGGGUGUUAUCAUUCAUUGGGUAGAUGCAAAUCAUUGGUGUUUUUUUUUUUUUUUAAAUUCGUGUCUCACACUCUCCUACUGUCUCCAAGAAGGUGUUACCUGGAUGAUCUUUCUAAAAGAAAAAAACAACAAAAAACCAAAUAGUUUCGAUUUUAAAAUAUCAAGAGUGUAGGAGGUUGGGGUGUUAUCAUUCAUUGGGUAGAUGCAAAUCAUUGGUGUUUUUUUUUUUUUUUUAAAUUCGUGUCUCACACGCGCCUACUGUCUCCAAGAAGGUGUUACCUGGAUGAUCUGCAAGUGACUGUGUAGUCUUGCAUAUAUUCGGUAGGAAGUUUCAUUUCUUCUGUUAUCUCUCCAAUGAAACAUUACAGUUGACUCGCUGCCUAACCCAUAUUUUUUUUCAUUGACAUCAAUCAAGCCGUUCAUUCUCUACCAUGUCAUUAUAGCAUGACGCAUACAGUUAAAUGAUUUCUUUCACUAAGUCGGUCAAAUGGCCCGGUGACGAAAUGGCCAAGUGGCGAAAUGGCCCGGUGAUGAAAUGGUCCAUUGGUGAAGUGGUCCGGUGACGAAAUGGCCCGGUGGUGAAAUGGCCCGGUAGUCAAAUGGCCAGGUGAUGAAAUGGCCCGGUGACGAAAUGGCCCGCUGAAGAAGAUCAUUCAAGUCCCUUUGACAUGUUUUGGAACAAAAUAUUAUCACACUACUAUAUCCAUAUAUUAUAUACAAAAAUUUAUGUAAAUUUUUUUUAAAAUAUUGACAGCUUUAUUUUAAUUAUCUAUAAAUGGCGUGUUAUAAUAUAAACUAUAUAACCACACACUUAAUGUGUGAUAAUAGUAGGUCCAUAAAAUUAAUUUAAAAAAUAUUCUUCAUGUAGAUAUUUAAAACAUGAAAUCUAGCAUCCAAUUCUUUCCUUGAUACGUUAGCUGUACGUUAUUUCCACAGCAAAUCAUCCAGUCCUACUUCACAAACUCCACAAUCAGCCACCAGCGCAGGUCCAAGUGAGUUACUCAAAUUUUUGCAACUUUGUAGCAAUGGAUUCUGAAACUGUACACACUAACACCCAGUUUAGUUACCCUGUACUUAGAAUUAGCCGUGUAUCUAUAAUCGUACUUUGUUGAGAUUUCUAGCACUUCUAAUACUUGAAUGGUUCAACUAAUGUUUUCCUGAUUAUGUCUUCGCCCGCCCGUCCCCACCCACAUCUAACCCCCUACACCCCCACCCCAUUAGACCAAGCUGUUAUCGCCCAGACGCUCGGUGAAUUCAACUGUGUCGGACAACGCAAUGACUUCUACGCUGAUCCUGUUUCCUGUAGCAGCUUCUACGUCUGCGCUGAUCACGUGAGUGAGACGUCAUCGUGCACUUACACAGGGUCCAAUUCAUUUAACAUCUUUAUAAAACAGAAAAUACGCGCAAAAUGAUACAAUUUGACAAGAACACCAAAUCAAAUACUGUGUCAUAAGGUUGGCUAGAAGUUUUAUGGCGAUAGAACAACAGAAAAAAAUUUUUGUUUUUUUUUAAUAAAUUAAAUGCAUACAUCAGCAAUAUACAAUGAGCAAGAUUGUAUUGUUUGGGCUUCCAAAUCUUUCCAGGAAUGCCUUCUUGAAUAUAUUUUUUUUUAUUCAUCUUACAUAAAAUCGUUAAAAUAAGCUGAUAAGCUGAGAACUGACCUAUGACCUAUCAACUCUUCUAUGGUCAAAUGCGAUGGCGGUUGACAUAGUUUUUCCUUGAUCCGUCCAGGUCCCCUACAAAGUCACGUGUGCGAUGGGAAUGCACUACAAUGAAGUCAUCAAGUCAUGUGACUACGCUUACCUGGCCAACUGUCACAGAGAGGACGCCGCGUGAGUUAUCACUCUUCUUUAGUCUCCUGGGGCAAGUCAUUAUCACUACUCGGGGAACCUUCAAAUCUAAACAACUCUUGGAAAUUUACUUGACUUCAUUGCAUCUGGUUCUCAUAAAAUUAAUUUGAUUGCUUCCAAUUCUCGACGUUUAAGUUCCCACGCUUCUUCCCUUCUUGUCGCCAACACUCAAUGGACUUAUUUUUCCCUAAUAGAUGUAAAAAAUCCAUAAUUUAUGUCUAACCAAAGUCAAUCGAAGGAUCGAUUUCUCCCAGUUCCUCCAUCUGCGAAACAAAAUGUAAAUUCAAUAUCCUCCGAAUAAAUGUUACUGUGGCAGCAUACUUUAACAAACUUGUAACUGGUCGGCAUGAAAUAACAGAAAUUGUAUAUAUAUUUUUUUUUAAAUGAAUUCGCUUUAUCCCUUAAAGUAUCCUUGGCGUGUAGACCUAUUGGACACACGCUGAUUAAGGAAUAAAGAUAUCUUUAUUUUACAAACCAGGCACACGGUCAGCACAACACCACACAGCCCCCCUAUCACAGUGACCACAGGUAUAUGCUUGCUAACGUGUAUUGUCAUUUGACUAAUUUCCACCAAUUAAAUAUAUAUAUUAAACGAUUAUUUAACUAUUUAGCAAAAUUAUUUUCUUCCCUUUACCCCCCCCCCCCAAAAUCCCAAAACAUUAUUGAACACAAAUUGUAAUCCUCCAGGUACAAACGUCAUCAGCAAUCCUUGCAGUGGCGUGUCCAAGGUUAUGGUGGCCCACCCAGACGACUGCCAUAAGUAUUUUUACUGCGGCCCGGACGGCGGCAGUUUCUUGUUGGAGUGCCAGCCCCCGCUGGUCUUCAACCCCAGUGUCCAGAUGUGCGACCUGUUCUCGAACUACCCUUGCACUAACCCGCACAAACUCCAGUGAAGACAUCAAACAUCCAAACAUUUGGUCUUGCUGUCACCAUGUCGUUGUCUAUAAGCGAAGGUUUUUUACGCCAGGGAAGCUGUUUUGGUUAUCGAGUGAACAGUGUCAACCGAGUGGAACAAGAGCAGCAUCAUGUGUCAGUUUUCUCGUCAAUUUUCAUCCAAAAACAAGUUGUGGUCUAACAGUUUUCAGAUUUUCGCACAGAAAUGUUAUUCAGGAGCGUGAGGUCGUACACUUGAAGUUGCAAAAAAAAAAAAAAUUAAACAUUUCAAAGACUCCGGCUUGGGAAAGUAUUUUUUUUUUAAAGGGAGGGAUUUUUUAAAUUAUUUUUUUUUUUACACUUAACUCGAUAUAAUUUAAAUUUGGUAAAGAAAUCUUUUUUUUUUUUUUUUUUUUUUUUUUUUAAGGUAGGGAUUUUUUAAUUUUUUUUUUUUUUUACAUUUAAUUUGAUUUAAUUUAAAAUUGAUAAAAAAAUUUUUUUUUUUUUUUUUUUUUUUUGGUUUAAAAUUUACAUGACUGAAGAGUGAUUUGAAUUUAACAAUCACGUGUAAAUCAACCAACCGGGUUAUUGUAUAAUCUUAUGUGUGGGAGAAACAAAGAUGUUAUCCAAUGUCCUAAUGUUUACCAUUUCACGCCUUUGCUCUGAGCCUAAAAAGUUAUUAUCAGACUAAGUGCGCACUCCAGCUGACUAAGGCUGAAUCAUGGAGCCCAUUGGCUUAUCGGUAGCAGGUCAUGUUUGUCGGCGAUUCAAGUAAUCUUCAACAGCUGUGAUAAAGUACUUCAGUUCCCACACGAUCUCAGUCCCAGGUAUCAGAAAGCAUCCCCUUCGCCUAUUCAAGUCCCAUAAUAAGGCUUGUAUCGUCACUUGAUACACUCUAAAUAUGUAUUCGUUUAUAAAAGUAAGACUAACUUAAUAUUUAUGAGAAAACUUGACAUUUAGGUCUGCAAUUCUCUAGACAUUGAUUUAAUUUUGAAUUGGUUUUUUUUUUUUUUUUUUUUUUUUAUUUUACGGACGGUAUGCAAAAUUAAAUUUCUCAUUUCGGCCCAUUUUAUUUUUUUUUUUUUUUUUUUUUUUUUUUUUUUUUUUUUUUUUUUUUUUUUUUUUUUUUUUUUUUUUUUUUUAGUUUACGGACGGUAUGCAAAAUUAAAUUUCUCAUUUCGGCCCAGCCAAUGAAAUAUUUUCAUUACUUUAGAAAUUCACUUUUUAACAAGACACAUUUCGUUAGAUAGUUUUUAAAACUGCUAUAUGAGAUGUAGUUAGGAUCCUCAGUUUAUAAUCACAGUCUAGUGUUCUUCUCUUUUGAAUAUGAUUUAUCAUAUUCGUGUCAUGUAACAUUUACUGUAAGCAGAUUUCUCUUAUGUCUCGUGCUAUUAUUCGAGUCAAAUAAAGUGACUUCUUUUGUUACUCAGUAA